CCAACUAUAGCCCCGCUGACCAUUUGGUCUAAUGGGCACGACGGUGAAGCCGCCGCCGCAGCCGGAGCCCGCGUCGGUGGCGGCGGCGAGGAAGCUGCACCUCCUCCUCCGCUCCCGCGACCUGCGCCCGGCGCUCUCCUACCUCGCAACCCUCCCUUCGCCGCUCACACUCCUCCCCAACCACGCCCUCAACGCCCUCCUGCGCGCUCUCGCCGCCGCCGGCCGCGUCCGCGCCGCCACCGACCUCUUCCGCCGCAUCCCGAACCCCACCGCGCACUCCUUCAACUCCCUCAUUGCCGCGCUCCUCGGCCGAGGCCGCCGCCGCGCGGCCAACGCCGUCCUCGCCGCCUUCCUCCGCUCCCCGCUCGCCUCCCCCGACGCCACAACGCUCAACACCCUCCUCCACGGCCUCUCCACCGCCUCCCCUCGCCCCUCGCCUCCCUACCUCCUCCACCUCUUCCGCUUCCUGCCCAGCACCUACGCGUUCGCUCCCGACGCCAUCUCGUACAACUCGCUGCUCUGCGCUCUGUGCCGCGCCGGCGACCUCAUCACCGCGCGCAACCUGUUCGACGGAAUGCGCGUCGGAGGCACAGAUUCUUCCGUAUCUCCUAACGUCGUCACUUACACGACCAUGAUCAGGGCAUACUGCGCGAGGAAGCUAGCCGACGAGGCGCUCGCGGUCUUCGAGAUGAUGGCCACGGACGGUGUGGCGCCCAACAGGAUCACCUACAACACGAUGCUGCAGGGGUUCUGCGAGGCCGGCAGGAUGGAGCUUGUGAAGGGAUUGCUAGAGACGGACUCGUUCAAGCCAGACACAUGCACAUUCAACACACUGAUGGCUGCGCAUUGCAGGGGAGGGCGGAUCAAGGAGGCGAUGGAGGUGUUCGGCCAGAUGGUGGAGCUCCGUGUGAGUCGCGACUCCGCAAGCUAUAGCAUGGUGAUCAGGGCGUUGUGUGAGAACGGGCAGUUUGUGAGGGCUGAGGAGCUUGUGGAUGAGCUUUUGGAGAAGGAGGUGCUCAAGAAGCGAGGGGGUUCUGUACCGCUCAUCGCGGCAUACAACCCGGUUUUCGUCUACUUGUGCGAGAAUGGGAAGGCAAACAAGGCAAGGAUGCUGUUUGGGCAGCUAUUGGAUCGAAGGAGCAAGGUUGACUUUGCUGCAUUCAAGACAUUAAUUCUAGGGCACUGCAAGGAGGGAGAUUUUGAAGAAGGGUACCAGUUGGUGCUGUCAAUGUUGAAGAGGGAUCUUGUGCCUGACGAUGAAUGCUACAUUGCUGUGGUAGAAGGAUUUUCGCAGAAAGGGAGGAUGAAGAUUGCAUGGGAGGCCCUACAUAGGAUGUUGAAUAGUGGUCUCCGGCCUAGCACAAGCACGUUCCACUCAGUUCUCUUGGGGCUUCUGAAAAAAGAAGGCUGUGCAAAAGAAGCUGCGGAUUUGAUUGAUAUAAUGCUGGAGAGGAAAAUCCGCCAGAAUUUGGAUCUUUCAACCAAUCUGAUUGAUGCAUUGUUCAAAAGCAACCUAAACGACCGUGCUUACAAAAUCAUUACAUCUCUAUAUGACCAUGGCUAUUACAUCAAGAUGGAAAAUUUAAUCGGGGGCCUUUGCGAGGAAAAGAAGUUCACAGAGGCAGCGGAACUUACUUUGUUUAGCUUCCACAAGCAGGAAGACUUGGGUCUGUCGAUAUGCAGUAUGGUUCUUGAUGGUCUUUGCACAACUGGUAGAGCAUCAGAUGCAUUCCGGCUUUUCUAUGAACUCAUUGAGUGCGGAAGCAGUUCUGCUGCUGCUGAACCUCGCAGUUUGGUUGCACUUCAUCAUGCACUUGAGGAAGACGGAAAAAUGAAAGAAGCUGAUUUUGUUGCUAAACAGAUGAGGCGUGCAGCUGCCAGAAUUAGGCAAAUGGUCUGAGAAUUAACAUUUUCAAGGAAGCAAUUCACACUCUAUACUGAUCUGUACACACUUGGUUUACAGUAGGGAUUGUGGCCUUGAACAGAAAGCAGGAUACAGAAGUUGGACUCUGGUUUACAAGGCAUGGUGGCUUGAUCAGCUGCCCAAUGGUAAUGGAUCAUUGAGGAAUGUUAGAUUUUAUACGAAUGCAGAUGGUGGAUCAAAUCAAUCUAGACCAUCCUUAGAAUGGUUUGUUUUGGCCAUUGGAUGGUCAGACCUUGAGACAGAAAGAACCCUAUGCGACACUAUAAGGUUUUCAGGAUCUGGUAUAUUUCUUUCGCAAGGACUGUCUGGUCAAUAUUUCUUUUGGAUGAAUGAAGUGUGUUAAAAACGAGACAGCAGGUCUUCUCCAGAGAAUUUGAAGAGCAAAAAAUCUAGAGAUCAAUGUGCGCGUCCACGUUAUAAUCAUCCCAACAAAAGGUCCAUGAGCUAUGGUGAAUUGAUGAUCAGAUCGUAGAGGUACAGGAGGAACAAGGGGAAGGCAUUGUGCUUGGAUGAGAGGGCACUAGCACUGACUAUGAAGUAUGAACAGCUACUGGGCAGAGUGUUCAGUAUUCUUUGCAGAAACAAUCCAGGUCUUGCUGGGAGGACGCACAUGACAAUCAUGACCCUUCGUAAUGUUCUUAGGCAUUGCACAAAGAAGACAUUAUUCGUGAAUUUCAUGGACUCGUGUCAAAAGAUGCGUAUGCAACCUAAACAUGUGAUGGACUUCUUGCUUUCUGAACUGGCAACUGGUGGAUCACUUGAUGGGCAGCAGAAGUUGGUGGUCAUCAAAGGAAGAUUUGCUCCAGAAACUUUGAACGCCUAAGGAGAAACAUCUGUAAAGUAUUUUAUCUGAAAAUCUUUGCAGCGUUUUCUCCUUAAUUCUCCUAAUAUUUUGCUUACCUUGUUUGUUGCCAACGGCCAGGCCACUUAAUUUUCUAUUUGCUUUUUUGUCAAACCAUAACAACCAGUAUCGACUUUGCAUGUGUGAAAAGUUAGCUUGGUUGCUACAUUAGUAUAUCUAGGAGUUGGGAGUAACUAGCUUAUGAUUCG
Lolium perenne is the source of this 2974-nucleotide messenger RNA. RefSeq lists its product as uncharacterized. Gene Ontology annotation, cellular component: mitochondrion. NCBI's taxonomy places the organism in Eukaryota, Viridiplantae, Streptophyta, Magnoliopsida, Poales, Poaceae. Gene Ontology annotation, molecular function: mRNA binding; protein binding. The record is from RefSeq and is a predicted model, not a curated record. Gene Ontology annotation, biological process: RNA processing; mitochondrion organization.